Messenger RNA from Lasiodiplodia theobromae, 1893 nucleotides. RefSeq lists its product as uncharacterized. The record is from RefSeq and is a predicted model, not a curated record. The coding region runs from base 1 to 1893 and encodes 630 amino acids. NCBI's taxonomy places the organism in Eukaryota, Fungi, Ascomycota, Dothideomycetes, Botryosphaeriales, Botryosphaeriaceae. The transcript is spliced from 4 exons.
AUGUCUCCCACAGAUCCCUCUGACCCACUGAUCAUUUUCGACCGGCACGAUGCCUUGUUCACCCGGGGGGCGCCGCCGACAUUUGCAUCUCGAGAAGAGUCGCCCUCAGCUCUACUGUUUGUAGAUGUCACGACAAAGAAGAGCCAAUCGGAGAAACGCAGGAUUCGCGCUCACAUUAUGCAUGCUUCACACGAAGCUAAAAGACGUCAGGCCUUGGAGGUCACCAAACGUAUAUCAAGUCCAUUGCAGGAUGCGAGCUUUGCAAGUGUCGAUCCAUUCGACUCGCUACCCGUGAAAACCAUCCCCGGGGUGCAUGAGCUAGUCGUAGAGUACUUCGCCGAAUACCCGGGUUGCAUACCACUCGUCGACGACAGAUGGCUUCGGGGCCAGGACCCGGGACAGCCAGUGACUGCAAGACGCAGUAACACACAAUGGGACAUGAUCUGCUCAGACGAAACCUGCCUCCUGUCGUUUCUCUCUGGAUUCUCUCGCCUGCACAUCACCUUCAACCCUGACCCUCCCCCAGAACGGAGAGCAAACCAUCUGAGAGCGAAACAAGAGCUCUUGAGGUCUAUCAGAGAGAGACUUCCCUCAGCAAAGACGAAGCCAUCCGAAAUAUCCGGAGCCUACGUCUUUGCCAUCAUCUGCGCAGGCGGCAGCGAGGCCAUGUACACCGACGACCCCGCCCUCGCCCUCUCCCACCUCCACGGCGCCCUCGAGCUCAUCCGCCUGCGCGGCGGAAUCGACUCCUUCGACCGCAUCACCCGCCGAGGCCUCAUCUGGGGCGAGUUCCACAUCUGCGCCGCACACCAGCUGCGCCCCACAAUCGUGCCUCCGCUGCCCCCGCCCUGGGACGACUCUUCUCCCACCACCACCACUCUCCCCUCCCGCUCCUCUGCAUCAAAGAGCCCCGCCGCCGGCACCGCCUUCCCCUCACCCCCAUCAUCAAAUUCAUCCUCACCCUCCUCCUCCUCCUCCCCUCCUUCCUCCGCUUCCUCCUCGCCCCCUCCCCCCUCCCCCUUCCCCCCGCACUUCCGCGCCUUCCUUGCCGCCAUCCACGCCCGCACAACCGCCCUCCUCCCGUCGUCCCUGUCCCCGUCCCCGUCCUCGCCCUCGUCGUCCGGGACGUCCGAACUCUCCCGCAUCUUCGCCGCCCUCACCCUCGUCUCCCUCGCGUCGACGACUACCUGGGCCCCCAUCGUGCACGCCGACGGGCCGACGCGCGAGGCGGUUGCCGCCGUGCUGGACGAUGCUACGUAUAGGUUGCUGGUGUUGUGUGCUGUCGACGACGAUGGCGACGAUGGCGACGGCGCCGAGGAUGAUGGUGGGGGCGGGGACGGGGAGGAGGAGGGGGAUGAAGAGGACGCCACCACCUGGGCGCAAGCCGUCCUGCUAAACGCCGCGAACGCAUACGUCUGGGCGGAGCUGAGCGAGAUCUUCACCGGGACGAAGGGGCACAGCGCGAUGCUGAGGCGGCUGCGGCGGGUGUUGGAGGGGGGAGUAGGGGUUGUGACUGGGCCUUCAUCAGGUCCUUCCCCCGGAGGAGGAGGGGGACAGGGAGGAGGGGGAGGGGCGAGGGGUGGGGUGUUCAGCGGUGCCCUGAGUGUCGAGGCGCACAUGUGGGCGCUGGUCGUGGGGUGGACGCUGGCGGAGGGGUUGGCGGCGGCGAGCGAGAAACUGCGCGGGACGAGCGCGAAAGAAGACGAGAUGGUGGGGUGGUUCGAGGACCGGGUUGUGGAGUUGCUGCGGGAGGCGCGGAUAGGCGAGAUCGAGCGCGCGGCGGAGUUGGUGAGGGAUUUCCCCGGGACGGAUGCGUUUUGGGCGAAGUGGCAUCGGUUGUUGCUGGGUGAUAGGUUUCGCGGGAGGCGGUGGCAGGGGUCGGUGGUUUGUUGA